UCUGGCUUUUAACUUGCAGAAAAGCCAAGGCCCUCCAAGUUUCAUCACAUUUCCUGUGAAUCAGACGGGCAUCUCGGGUGGAGUUGCUUCAUUUGUGUGCCAGGCCAGAGGAGAGCCAAAACCCAGAAUCACCUGGUUCAAGACAGGCAAGAAGGUCAGCAGCCAGCGAUUUGAGGACAUGCUUCCUGUGAAUCUCAGCAGCAGCGACGGGCGCCUCAAACAGCUUCGCUCAGGAGCGCUGCAAAUUGAGAACAGUGAGGAGUCGGAUCAGGGGAAAUAUGAAUGUGUCGCCACAAACAGCCUUGGUGUGCGUUACUCUGGUCCCGCCAAUCUCUACGUACGAGUACGAAGAGUCCCGCCCAGAUUCUCCGUUUUACCCUCCAACCAGGAAGUGAUGGCAGGCAGCAGUGUCAGUCUAACAUGUGUAGCAGUGGGCUCACCAAUGCCAUAUAUCAAGUGGACCAUGGGCCCGGUGGACCUGUCCAAAGAGGACGGGAUGCCAUUAGGGCGCAAUGUGCUGGAGCUCACCAACAUUCAAGAAUCAGCAAACUACACAUGUGUGGCCAUGUCUAGUCUGGGCAUGAUUGAAGCUACUGUUCAGGUUACUGUGAAAGAUAUUUAUGGUGAGCUUGAUGUCUGCCAGCGCAAACUCAGACAAAAACUGAAAAGGUUUGAAUACAUUUAUGAGGGAACAGUACGGCAUAGGGACCAGACUCUUCUCAACAAGGUGUACACUGAGCUCUACAUCACAGAAGGACUCAGUGAAACUGUUAACAAUGAACAUGAGGUCAGGCAGAUUGAGGCUGCAUCGAGGAGAUCAAUGACAAAAGAUAAGCAAAUCAAAUGCGAAGACAUAUUUAAUUCUCUUUGUGGAUCCCGUAGAUUCAUCAGAACUGUGCUCACUACAGGCAUUGCUGGUAUUGGAAAAACUAUCUCUGUGCAGAAGUUUAAUCUUGAAUGGGCAGAAGGAAGAGUUAACCAGGAUAUUCAGCUCCUUAUUAAUUUACCAUUUCGGGAGCUGAAUCUGAUGAAGGAGAGAAGAUGCACUCUAACAGAACUUCUUCACAAUUUUCUCACAGAGGCAAAAGAGUCAGGAAUUUCAGAUUUUAGCAAAUAUAAGCUUGUGCUGAUAUUUGAUGGGCUGGAUGAGUGCCGGCUUCCUCUUGACUUCAACAACAAUGAGCCUCGUUCUUGUGUCUCAGAGCAAGUUCCAGUAGAUGUGCUUCUCACAAAUCUGUUCAAGGGGAACCUGCUGCCCUCUGCACACAUCUGGAUUACCACCAGACCCGCAGCUGCACGUCGCAUUCCAGUUAACUGUGUUGAUCGCGUGACAGAAAUACGAGGGUUUAAUGAUCCACAAAAGGAAGAAUAUUUCAGGAAAAAAAUCUCUGAUCAAAACAUGGCCAGUCGAGUCAUUUCACAUGUUCAGUCAACCAGGAGCCUUCAUAUCAUGUGCCAUAUUCCAGUCUUCAGCUGGAUAUCUGCCACUGUCCUGCAGAAGAUUUUAGAAGAAAAAAGCCACGAGAGUAGAGGAGAAAUGCCCAACACACUGACAAAAAUGUACACACAUUUUCUUGUGCACAACUCAUUGAUCAAAUGUCAGAAGUAUUCACUCAGGGGAGAGGUUUGCGAAACCCAAUCACAGGUCAAAAUGAAUGAAGAGAAUAUCUUGAAGCUUGGAAAACUAGCCUUUGAGCAGCUACUGAAGGGAAACAUAAUCUUCUAUGAGAAUGAAAUCAGCGAGUACGAAAUAAAUGUCAGCGACACUGCACUAUAUUCAGGAGUAUUCACAGAGAUCUCAAAGAAUGAUUUUGGAAUUCAUCUAAAGAGAUCAUAUUGCUUUGUGCACCUCAGCAUUCAGGAGUAUUUUGCUGCAGUGUAUGUUUUCCACACCUUCAUUUGCUCUAACCUAAACUUGUUGGAACCAGAAGGAUCCCUCACUGUCCGAGAGGCUUCUACUGAAGUAACUGGCCUUCUCCAAAGUGCAGUGGAUAAGGCCUUGCAAAGUGAGAAUGGUCAGCUUGAUCUUUUUCUCCGCUUCCUUCUUGGCCUCUCACAGGAAUCAGAUCAGUUGAAGAGUAUUCUUGCCACAAUGAGGAGUACUUUACCAAGUAAUGAGGAAGUUAUUGAGUACAUCAAGGAGAAAAUCAGUCAAACUCUUUCCCCAGAAAGAUGCAUCAAUCUCUUCCACUGCCUCAGUGAGCUUAAUGACCAGUCUCUUGUAGAGGAGAUCCAGAAGUGUCUGAGUUCUGGUAGUUUGUCAGAGAUCACACUUUCACCUUCACUUUGGUCUGCUCUGGUUUUUGUGUUGCUGACAUCCAAGGAUGAGUUGAAUGAGUUUGAUCUGAGAAAAUAUUCCAGAUCUGAGGAGGGUCUCCAGCGGCUGUUACCGGUGAUUAAGGAAUCCAAAAUAGCUUUGUGA
Messenger RNA from Pundamilia nyererei, 2422 nucleotides. The record is from RefSeq and is a predicted model, not a curated record. NCBI's taxonomy places the organism in Eukaryota, Metazoa, Chordata, Actinopteri, Cichliformes, Cichlidae.